Molecule: messenger RNA, 732 nt
Organism: Westerdykella ornata
Lineage: Eukaryota; Fungi; Ascomycota; Dothideomycetes; Pleosporales; Sporormiaceae
Exons: 1
Coding region: 1-732 (243 amino acids)
Source: RefSeq, a predicted model, not a curated record
AUGGCCACCCCCCGACCUCCCAUCAACCUCCUAGACCCCAUCACGCACCUCCCCCCCCCCCGCCGCAACGCCUCCCCAUCCCCAUCCCCAUCCCCCACCAAACAAACCAUCAUCAUCAUCAGCAUCGUCACCGCCUUCACCGUCUCCCUCUUCUGCCUCCUCCUCUUCCUCGCGAUAAAGAAAUACCUCGCCCUACGCCGCGCCCGCACACGCACACUCUGGACCCAACCCGAGCGCGGCGUCUUCCCCAUCGGGCCAGUCCAUCCAGCGCAUCCCGUGCAUCCCAUGCUCUCUCCCAUCCCCGAGGUACGUACGCGGGCGAAUUCGGAUGUAGAAAUGGGUCUACCGGCGGUAAUACGUCCCGCGGAGCAGCAGUCUCCGGGUCGAGAUCAAGCAAAGAAGAAGCGUCGGGAUUUGCAGAUUGAGGUUCCCUCGCCGAGGGUGUUUCUUACUGUAGAUGAGUACGUCCCCAUCCAUCGGCGAGGUGAGUUCGACGGCGGAGUUGAGAAUGCGAAGUUGACGGGUACUCUUACUCCUGGCUCUGAUACGGCGUCCGUCGCUGAGGUCAUGGUACGGGAUAGUCUCCAGACUAUCAGCACGCGGGCGUCGGUGGGACAGGCUAGGGCUGUGGAUGUGGCGGCUGCUGGUGCUGUUGUUGAGGUCGUUGAAGUGAAGGGUUCGAUCGAGCGUUCUAUAUGUCCUCGAAAGGACUAUGGGGUAGCUCAGCAGUAG